Molecule: messenger RNA, 1698 nt
Organism: Salvelinus namaycush (lake trout)
Lineage: Eukaryota; Metazoa; Chordata; Actinopteri; Salmoniformes; Salmonidae
Gene: pop1
Product: POP1 homolog, ribonuclease P/MRP subunit
Exons: 3
Coding region: 36-1061 (341 amino acids)
Biological process (GO): tRNA 5'-leader removal
Cellular component (GO): nucleolar ribonuclease P complex; ribonuclease MRP complex
Source: RefSeq, a predicted model, not a curated record
AGGUUUAUAGAGGAGUACGUAUCGGAGGGCUGAGGAUGAGUCUGAAACACGCACAGAAUAAAGGAGAGCCACACUUUCCCCACGACUACCCAGACUGCCCUGCAGGAGCACGCUUCCAGGAAGAGCAGGAGGCUGAGCUGCUGGCCAAGUUCAGGAGGCGCCCACCAGCCAAACGGACCAAUUACAUCAAACAUGGCUGCCUGGCUCCGUUCCGUUGUCCCUGGCAACAGCUGGUCGAGGAGUGGCAGCUGAUUGUGAAGGAGGGAGGAGGAGAGGAGGCUGUCGCAACAAUGGAACAGGAAGUGACAACACCCCAGAGUAACUUCACAGUCUUGAGGAAUAGGAAGUCUCUAAGGCAGCUGUCCGCUUGGUGUCGCCCCACAUCCUCUAAAUGUCAGAGGGCACGUAACCUGGGAUCAACACCUCCACUCAACCGUAACGUUGCAGCGGCUCUCCUCUCGGCACACGGCGGCAGCAGCCUGGUGUGGACCCGUCUCUCCCUCGUCACCAAGGGCCAACCGGAGCAGCACGCCCUGGUGUGUGUACCCACCGCAGAGGACCUCCAGCUGGUACGUAAGGAGCCGGGCUGCACCGGCCCCCAGGAGCCUCUCCACACUGACCACUUCAAGAGCCGUGUCAAACGGCCACGCAAGAAGGACCACAACAAACCUGGAACCACCUCCUCUUCCUCCGCCAAGCCUGAAAACAAGCAGUCUGACCCUGCCUCUACCUCAGUCCCUAGUGUCAACCCUGGUCCUGAUCCUAGCUCCUCGUCUAGCCUCACCAACCCCUCUUCCUCCUGUACCUCAGGCCUGACUCUGGGUCUCUGGCCGGAGCCCCUGCCCAGCGUCACCUCCCACUGCUCCAGGGUGACUCUGGGCUGGGUGACCCAGGGGGAUUUCUCCCUGUCGGCUGGCUGUGGAGAGGCUCUGGGGCUCCUCACCGUUACCGGUCUCCUACACACCCUGCUCCGACAGCCUGACAGCCAGAGAGGACUGGUGCUGCUACGGAACCCCGGGUCACUGCAGUACCGCUUCGCUAAGAUCAACAUAGAGGUCUGAGGAGUACUGCAGGGUUCAAUCCCACGUCGCAACAGGACCGCUUCGCUAAGAUCAACAUAGAGGUCUGAGGAGUACUGCAGGUUCAAUCCCCACAUCGCAACAAGACCGCUUCGCUAAGAUCAACAUAGAGGUCUGAGGAGUACUGCAGGUUCAAUCCCCACAUCGCAACAGGACCGCUUCCCUUAGACCAACAUAGAGGUCUGAGGAGUACUGCGGGUUCAAGACCGCUUCGCUUAGACCCAGCUAUGUAAAGCCACAGACUGUGUUCUGAGAAAAACACUGUGCCUUGUCCCUUCACCUCACCCCUGUUAGGGGUAUUAGAUAAGAACUGCAUGGCAUGCACACACACACACACACACACACACACACACACAACAUUACACAUAUUGAAUGCCACAUUGUUUAAGUGGAAAAACUUUUGCUUGAUAAUAAUUCCCUAUAAAGGUUUUCUGGGAGUUUUUCAUUUGAGUUGAAAUGAGUUAUUUUUAGUUCAAUAUUGUUUUCAGCGAAGGGACUGCCUUCAGAUUGUCACUGGGUUUGUACUGGCUCUGUAGAGAAGACAUUCUUUGGUUUGCCUCGAUUCCCAUUUUCGAUUUUUGUGUGCAUUUGAGAGCUGUAGUUGAAAUGGUUGACAAUA